Schistocerca cancellata (South American locust) is the source of this 1986-nucleotide messenger RNA. RefSeq names its product mucin-5AC-like. The record is from RefSeq and is a predicted model, not a curated record. NCBI's taxonomy places the organism in Eukaryota, Metazoa, Arthropoda, Insecta, Orthoptera, Acrididae. The transcript is spliced from 2 exons.
AUGACGUUUGACCUCACUGUUUCUACCUGCAUAGUGAAGGACCAGCCAUCCACAACCUGGGGUCCUACGACAGAACAGCCGUCCACGACCUGGGGCCCAACAACUGCACGGCCAUCCACGACAUGGGGCCCGACACCAGGCCAGCAAUCCACAACUUGGGGCCCAACUACAGGCCAGCCUUCCACAACCUGGGGCCCAACUACAGCCCAACCAUCCAUAACUUGGGGCCAAACAACAGUCUGGCCAUCCUCCACCUGGGGCCCUACAACAGGACGACCAUCCACAACCUGGGGUCCAACAUCAGGCCAACCAUCCACUACCUGGGGCCCAACUACAAGCCAGCCAUCCUCAACUUGGCGCCCAACAUCUGGUCAGCCAUCCUCAACCUGGGGCCCAACUACAGGCCAGCCUACCACAACCUGGGGCCCAACUACAGCCCAACCAUCCACAACUUGGGGCCAAACAACAGUCUGGCCAUCCUCCACCUGGGGCCCUACAACAGGACGACCAUCCACAACCUGGGGUCCAACAUCAGGCCAGCCAUCCACUACCUGGGGCCCAACUACAAGCCAGCCAUCCUCAACUUGGCGCCCAACAUCUGGUCAGCCAUCCUCAACCUGGGGCCCAACAACAGGCAAGCCAUCCACAAGCUGGGGCCCAACUACAGGCCAGCCAUCUACAACUUGGGCCCCAACUACAGGCCAGCCUUCCACAACCUGGGGCCCAACUACAGGCCGACCAUCCACAACUUGGCGCCCAACAACAGUCCGGCCAUCCACCACCUGGGGCCCUACAACAGGACAACCAUCCACAACCUGGGGCCCAACAACAGGCCAGCCAUCCACUACCUGGGGCCCAACUACAAGCCAGCCAUCCUCAACUUGGCACCCAACAUCUAGUCAGCCAUCCUCAACCUGGGGCCCAACUACAGGCCAGCCUACCACAACCUCGUGCCCAACUACAGCCCAACCAUCCACAACUUGGGGCCAAACAACAGUCUGGCCAUCCACCACCUGGGGCCCUACAACAGGACGACCAUCCACAACCCGGGGACCAACAACAGGCCAUCCAUCCACUACCUGGGGCCCAAAUACAAGCCAGCCAUCCUCAACUUGGCGCCCAACAUCUGGUCAGCCAUCCUCAACCUGGGGCCCAACAACAGGCCAGCCAUCCACAAGCUGGGGCCCAACUACAGACCAGCCAUCUACAACUUGGGUCCCAACUACAGGCCAGCCUUCCACAACCUGGGGCCCAACUACAGGCUGACCAUCCACAACUUGGCGCCCAACAACAGUCCAGCCAUCCACCACCUGGGGCCCUACAACAGGACAACCAUCUACAACCUGGGGCCCAACAACAGGUCAGCCAUCCACUACCUGGGGCCCAACUACAGGACAACCAUCUACAAUCUGGGGCCCUACAACAGGACGACCAUCCACAACCUGGGGACCAACUACAGGCCAGUCAUCCACAACUUGGGGCCCAACUACAGGCCAGCCAUCCAAAACCUGGGAACCUACCACAAACCGACCAUCCACAACUUGGGGUCCAGUGGCAGCUAAAGCUGCCUGAAGCUGCGGUUUGAUCAUGAAGCCACUGGCUGUACAAUUCGAAAUCUUAUUUUCAAUCAGAAUGAUUUGUCACUUUAGGAUUCAUAAAAUGUUUCAGCUAUUCAGGCAUUAAAUAGGUGUUUCUCGUUGAAUGUUUUUGUAGUGUCUUGGCUAAUAACGACAUUGUUGUGCAAUUUAUCGCCUACUAUAUGGAAAUAUUGUAGGCGUAAGAUUCUGGUUUUGACAUAUGUAAUCCACGAGUUACAUCGUAUUUAUUCAUAAUGGCCUUAUAUCAUUACAGCCUUAUUUAUUGAUUCAUUGUGUUUUUAUGUUUAAAAUAAUUUUUUUUAUUCUUAGAUUGGAUUCAUCGUUGCAGCAUGUGUAUGAGACUUAGAAGGCAAAUGUGCACUAUAGAGUGUAUACGCUAUAGUCCUCU